Hermetia illucens (black soldier fly) is the source of this 3477-nucleotide messenger RNA. RefSeq names its product inositol polyphosphate 5-phosphatase K. The coding region runs from base 857 to 2374 and encodes 505 amino acids. NCBI's taxonomy places the organism in Eukaryota, Metazoa, Arthropoda, Insecta, Diptera, Stratiomyidae. Gene Ontology annotation, molecular function: phosphatidylinositol-4,5-bisphosphate 5-phosphatase activity. The record is from RefSeq and is a predicted model, not a curated record. Gene Ontology annotation, cellular component: cytoplasm; ruffle; plasma membrane. Gene Ontology annotation, biological process: phosphatidylinositol dephosphorylation. The transcript has 6 exons.
CGUCUGAACCUGUAUUUCCCAUUCGCAACAUGGACCUCCCCCACCUUCCGCGCGGGUGAAUAGUUUAAUCAGCUGUGCCAGCUUCGUAGGAAUUUCGUACGAGAUCCAGUUUGGCGUUCGUUUUAGGUCUGGCGUCAUUUUGAAUUCUGCUUUUGGCGUGUUUGAAAGUGCGAUCGGUGGUUUAGCAUCGCGUAGUGGCCCAGAUUCCCAAGCGGAUUCCUUGCAAAAUCAGGAAAAAUUGCGAAAGGUUGCAUCCGGGUUUUUGCGCAAUCCUAGAGGUACCAGUGCGGGUGGCUUCCUCGGUAGACAGUGCGAGAUAUUUGCGUUUUUCUCGGCUCUCGAGAUUCAUUCAUGGUCAAGAGUACGCAGUGCGGGCGCGGGACGUGAAAUUUGAUUGAACUGUUUGGUUUGUACGGAAGCGGGACGGCGGAUUGACUGAAGGGAGGCGUGAGGCAACGUUCGGGGUGAUUUCAUUGUGAAGUGGACAUUGAACAGUGAUUGGAGUGGAAUUGAUAUUUUCAAAGUGACCGAGGUUUCUGUGCUGCUAGAGUAGUGACGCAAAAUGAUUACGACGAUUCUGAAGCAGUUGUGGUAAACAAUAUUGAAAUUCGGUAGAUUAACGCAAAAACAGCCGCGGCCGAAGUACUUAACCUCCUCCCAUCCGCCCUGCCUGCCUUGAAGGACGACCGAUCCACCCACUUCCCAUAUGUUCUGGUCGCCCUCAAGGGUGCAGCGUGAACAAUUCACCCUUUCCUUCCAGUGUUGCCGGAAAGUGUAACCUUUCGCUGAUCCCACAAUUAACCUCCAGCAAUUCGUAACUAACCACCAGGAAGUGCCCGAAACUCCGGCCGCCGCCAUGAGUAAAACCCAAAAAAUAAACGCUUGGAACGUGGACCUCUACAUAGUCACAUGGAACGUAAGCUCCAAAUAUCCAGAUGCAUCACCACUCACAAACCUUCUUGGAUUAGAAAAAAAUCCUGAAAAUGACAACCAUCAACCAGAUUUCUAUGUUAUCGGUCUCCAAGAAAUCAAUGCUCAGCCACAAAAUAUGGUUUUGGGCUUCUUCAAGGACGACCCUUGGACACAACGCUUCAAGGAAAUCCUCAAAGAACGUGACUAUGUCGCUGUCAAAUCUGAACAAAUGCAAGGAAUGCUUUUAAUAUUGUUCGCAAAAAGGAAACACAUAUUGCAUUUAAGGCAAAUCGAAACAGAAUACACUAGAACAGGUUUAGGAGGGAUGUGGGGUAACAAGGGUGCUAUUAGUAUACGCUUGAGUUUAUAUGGGACAGCGGUUUCGAUAGUCAAUGCUCACUUGGCAGCUCACGAUCAUAUGCUUGACGAGCGAAUUGUAGAUUUUAAUCAGAUUUUAGACAAUCAUCACUAUCAUGUGAAGAUGUAUCGAGAGAUAUUUGACCAUGACUAUGUAUUCUGGUUCGGUGACUUAAAUUUCCGUCUAAAUGGCGAGAAUGAAACUACGCCCCAAGAUAUUCGUGCAAUGAUCCAAAAAGACAAACUAUCCGAACUUUUGGAUCGUGAUCAAUUGAACUCUGUCCGCAAAGAGGGUAGAGCCUUUUAUCAACUGAACGAACGACUACCAGCAUUUCCACCCACUUUCAAAUUUGAACGAGGAACCUCUAAUUAUGAUAUGAAACGAAGGCCAGCCUGGUGUGAUCGGAUUCUGUACAAAGUUAGGGCUGAUGCCUAUCAAAACGUGCAAUUAAGCAUAGAACAAACAUCGUACAAAAGCCAUCCGGGAUAUACGAUUAGUGAUCAUAAACCUGUAACGAGCGAAUUUGUAAUUAAGGUAGUAGAAAAGCCCCAGCAUGAACAACCCACUGCUAACCGGUUUAUCGGGAUUCGCUCCUUCCGAUCUAUGGAGCCUGUUGAUUUUGGUGAUGGAGUCCAACACCAAAUGAUGCAUAAUGAACUUUAUCCUGAUUCCGAAAAUUCCAUACCCGUUCAGGUGUUCGAGGACCCAGCGGAGAAGAGUAUCGAAUUUGCAUACAUUCCAUCAUGGCAUAUUGGCGAGGACAACAGUAUCCUGUAUACAAUUCCAGAAGGAUUCGAGGAGAAUGACGGGACCGAUUGGAUUGCCAUUUAUCGUAGUGACUUCAGCAGUUUUUCGGAGUAUGUAGGUUAUGAGUAUACCGCCCGGGUUGAUGAGAAGAAAAGCCCAAGGACGAAGAAUCGGAAUGUCAGGCGUUCGCUGAGGCUGGAGUUCUCCGAGAAUAUUGACCUAACCGAUGGAGAGUCUUAUAUCCUGCUGUAUUUCCAAAGUACCGGACUGAAGGGAGUGACUGGCAUGGCUGGAAUGAGCAAUGUGUUUAGGGCCGAAAAACGGCCCCCGUCGCCACGGUUCGAAGCUGUAGAUUAGUAAGAAUGAAAAUUAUCGCUUAGACUAUAAUAUCUAUGAUUGACCCUGGUAAUGAGUUAAGAUUUACAUUGUAAAAUAUUCUAGAUGAAAACUGGAUAGAACGAAGAUAGUUUUCGUUCCUUUCCUUUGUAUUUAUUAUGUAAAUUCAUCUUCCUGCUGUUGAGCUUGUAGUUUUUAAAGGAAAUGUUACUAAAAAUUUUAACACCACCAGAUUCAGAUCUGUAUUCAAAUCUUUUAGCUAUUUAGAUUGCUUCACCACCGAAGAUGAAUAAAUUAAAUUCACCACACCUGUGCUAACCGUUUAAAGGAAGAAUGAGUAGUUUUAGUGGCAGAAACUUGGUGAAAAUGCCAGAAGGGCGAAAAACAUUUUUGAAAAUUCAUGGUAAUGUGUAAUUUCCAUCUUCCAAAAAUACUAAAAAUCUUAAAAGUCAACAGUUACGGCAGCUGUUUAUCUUAUUUUCCCCCUUUGGUAUUGGAUUUUUGGUCGUUUUGCAUUAAUUUGUUUUAUUUCCGCAAAUUAUUAAAAACCUGAUUUUUUUUCCUAAUUUAUUUUGUUUUAAAUUUUGGUUGAUAUCCUGAGUUGAUUGUCAUUCGUUAUUGUUUAUCUAUGUUUGGUUAACAACUGAUUUUGCAAUGUUAAGUGUAUAAACAUAUAUUCAGCAAUUUUUAGAUUUUGACAGUGACAUUCAUUUAAAAAAAAAAAAUAAAAGAAAAAAAUUCCAAUUACCUUCAAAAAAAAUUCUAAUAACAAUUCCAAAAUGAAAAAAAAAUUUAGAUUUAUCAAACGACAUAAAUGAAAUCAUCAAUAAUGCGAGUAAAUAAUGAACAUCUUAUCACAUCUUUGAUAAGGUGAACUUACAUUCAAAGUCUACGUUCAAGUCAUAGAAAUUAGAGGCUUACUUGGUGAUAGAAAAAAAAAGAGUGGAAUUCUUUAGAGCCUUUGGUAAAUUUGGUGCUUUUAAUACAGUUAAACAUUGCUUACAUAUGUGUCUAUGAAAACUGCAGAUGCGUUUCAUCUAAAGAUAGAAAACUUAAUCAGGUCAGUUGUUUUUAUCUUACAUAGUAAUUGCAGCAUUUGCUCAAUAAACACGCAAAUUAAAGAA